This is a messenger RNA of Nematolebias whitei (Rio pearlfish), 2325 nucleotides long. It is a transcript of the gene mtmr6, whose product is annotated as myotubularin related protein 6. Gene Ontology annotation, cellular component: nuclear envelope. Gene Ontology annotation, biological process: dephosphorylation. The record is from RefSeq and is a predicted model, not a curated record. NCBI's taxonomy places the organism in Eukaryota, Metazoa, Chordata, Actinopteri, Cyprinodontiformes, Rivulidae. The transcript has 15 exons. The coding region runs from base 180 to 2141 and encodes 653 amino acids. Gene Ontology annotation, molecular function: phosphatidylinositol-3,5-bisphosphate phosphatase activity.
UGACGUCAUAGCAAGCUACGCUAAUGAAGGAGCAAAAUGAUUGACGAUAAAAUGAAAUCCUAACACGGAAACAAAAAAAAAAGGAAAGGGAUUUUUUUUUUUUUUGCAGUUGCGGUCAUUUUUAUCCAAUGAUACAUUUAUCUCCAGAGGCCGUGCUGUGAACCGGUGCUGUAGCGGACAUGGAACACAUCCGAACGCCGAAGGUGGAGCAGGUGCGGCUGCAGGAUCGCUACAGCAACAAAUCCACAAAUGGCACGCUGUACCUCACAGCUACACAUCUCAUUUUUGUGGAAAGCGGCUCCAAUAACUCAUCCUCUGCUGGACAGGAGGUCUGGAUUCUGCACCACCAUAUCGCCUCCGUGGAGAAGCUAAGUCUGACCACCACAGGCUGCCCGCUGGUCAUUCACUGCCGCAACUUCAGAGUGGUCCAUUUUGUGUUGCAGAGGGAAAGAGACUGCCACGACAUCUUCAGCUCACUGCUGCGUCUGUUACGGCCAGUGUCCUAUGAGGAUCUGUAUGCGUUCGCCUACAACCCCAAACAGAACGACCAGCAGAGAGAGGAGGGGUGGCAGCUCAUCGACCUGGGGGCAGAGUUUGAGAGGAUGGGCGUCCCCAACGACCAAUGGCAGCACACUGAUGUCAACAGAGACUACAAGGUGUGUGAGACAUAUCCACGCGACCUGUACGUCCCCAUCACAGCCAGUAAGCCUAUCAUCGUUGGGAGCUCCAAGUUCAGAAGCAAAGGACGCUUCCCAGUGCUCACAUAUUACUACCAAGAGAAGAAGGCGGCCGUGUGUCGGUGCAGUCAGCCUCUCUCUGGGUUCAGCGCCCGCUGCCUCGAAGACGAGAACAUGCUGCAGGCCAUCAGUAAGGCCAAUCACAACAGCCGAUUUGUUUACGUCAUGGACACGCGGCCAAAGUUGAAUGCGCUGGCAAACCGAGCAGCAGGCAAAGGCUACGAGAACGAGGACAACUACUCCAACAUCCGCUUUCAGUUUGUCGGCAUCGAAAACAUCCACGUCAUGAGGGCUAGCCUGCAGAAACUGCUUGAAGUGAUUGGGACUCGGUCUCUUACCAUGAGUGACUUCCUGACCGGACUAGAAAGUAGCGGGUGGCUGCGGCAUAUUAAGGCUGUAGUAGACGCAGCGGUCUUCCUUACCAAGGCGGUGACGGUGGAGGGGACGAGCGUGUUGGUUCAUUGCUCAGACGGAUGGGACCGAACAGCCCAAGUCUGCGCUCUCGGGUCUUUGCUGAUGGAUCCCUACUAUCGCACCAUCAAGGGCUUUAUGGUGCUGAUAGAGAAAGACUGGAUCUCCUUUGGUCAUAAGUUUGCACACAGGUGUGACCAGCUGGAUGGAGAUCCUAAGGAGGUGUCUCCCAUCUUCACUCAGUUUCUUGAGUGUGUGUGGCAGCUGACUGAGCAGUUUCCACAGGCCUUUGAGUUCAGCGAGUGGUUCCUGCUGCAGAUCCAUGAGCACGUGCACUCGUGUCAGUAUGGAAACUUCCUGGGAAAUCAUCAGAGGCAGAGGGAGGAGCUGCAGUUGAGGGAGCGGACUCACUCACUCUGGGCCUUCUUAAUGGGUGAGAAGCAGAACCACCUGAACCCGUUCUACAGCCCGGCCUACUCUGAAGCACAUCCUGUGCUGGAGCCCUCCACCUUGCCCAACAGUUUCAAGUUCUGGAGGAGCAUGUACCACCAGUUUGAUCGGUCCAUGCAUCCACGGCAGUCCAUCCUCAAAACCCUUGUGACUCUGAAAGAGAACAGCCGUAAUGUGGAGAGCACGCUGCAGGCCCUGGAGACCAGGCUCCAACAGCUCGGCGUGAGCCCAGUUUCAAGCUGUGGCCUUCCCGCGCCUCCUCCCACCAGAGACCAGCGCUCCAACCCGCUGCCCCCGCGCCCCGACUCCCUCAUCCUCGGCGCUCCCAUCAACCAGAAAGAAGCGCAGCGUCGAGAGGAGGAGCAGGACGAGGUGGGUGAGGAGGCCACGGAGAGCACGGAGCGGACAGUAGAGGGCAGCAGUGGUUCUGAGAGCAGGAAGCAGAGCUACGGGGAGCUAGAAGGGACAUACAAAAGUGAACUGGCCAAAGAAGAACCUGCUGCUGUUAGUCUAGAGUUUGGCGUGGCUCGCAUGAGCUGCUGAAACCAAACAAAAGGGUUUGUUUCAGAACGCAGAGUGACGUGGCUGAACCAAGGGACUUCCUGAAAGUGUGUGGGUGUGAAGAGAAAAGUGUCGUUCUCUUUAUGUUCGUGUGACGAUUACGCAAAGGUCCAAGAAUGUCAGAGUUACUGAUGUUUAUGUUUGUAUAGUUUAAAUCUCAGUGGAA